AUGCGUACUUGGUAUGGAAGGGGCAAAUCCCUUCAAGCAGCCGUUACUGCGUGUUGUCUAGUGGCGUUCAUCUUGUUUGGAUAUGACCAGGGCGUCUUCAGUGGCAUUGUGACAAACGACGACUGGAGGACGCAAUUUAAUUAUCCCAAUGAUUCGGAAGAAGGUAUCAUUGUCAGCUGCUACAACCUUGGAUGUCUCCUAGGAUGCUUGAUCAAUUUCUUUAUCGGCGAGUAUCUCGGACGCCGAAAGACGAUUUGGCUAGCCAUGGGAGUGGUAAUUGUUGGCGCAGUCUUGCAAACGUCGGCCUUCACCGUGCCUCAUCUGAUCAUUGGAAGAUUGGUCACUGGUGCGGGUACAGGCUUGAAGACCUCUACUGUACCUAUUCGUCUUAUCUCUUCUGAGGUUCUUUUCACUGCCGUUGGCAUCGUCGUGGCAUAUUGGUUUGACUUUGGCAUGUCCUUCGUCGGAGGGCCGAUCGCGUGGCGACUUCCUAUUGCUAUGCAAAUUAUCUUUGCUAUCUUUGUCAUCAUUCUCGUCUUCGGUCUUCCGGAAUCUCCUCGCUGGCUCAUUAAUCACGGUCAAGAGAAAGAAGCCAUAGAAGUGCUUUGCGCGGUAUAUGACAAAGAUGAAAACGAGGAGUACAUCGUCAAUGAGCGCCGUGCAAUUCUAUCCGCUAUUGAGCUGGAGAAUACUGCCAACAAGAAGUCAUUCUGGAAGAUCUCCCGCAAUGACGAAGUCAAGACGGGUCAACGUGUUCUUCUUGCUUGGGGAAUGCAACUGAUGAACCAAGUCGGAGGAAUUAACCUAGUGGUAUACUAUGUGCCCACCGUGUUGAAAAACAAUGUGGGGAUGACUGGUCAACUCCCGCAGAUCUUGGGUGGAUGCAUUCAGAUUAUGUUUAUGUUGGGAUCUCUUCUGCCCGCAUUCAUGUUAGACCGCAUGGGUCGUCGUCGAACGAUGAUGAUCGGCUCGUUCGGCCUGGGGGUUUGCAUGCUCAUGGUCGCAGCUCUCUUAUCACAAGUCGACAAGCCGAACGGGACAUCUUACGCCUCCGCAUCCGUAUCUUUCUUCUUCCUCUAUAUGCUCAUUCAUGGCAUGUCCAUCAACUCGGUACCGUGGGUGUAUGUACCGGAGAUCCUUCCUCUAGAUGCUCGCAGCAAGGGAACAGCUAUUGGCGUUAGCUCUAACUGGCUCUGGAACUUCACCGUGGUCAUGAUCACUCCUGUGAUUAUCAACCGCAUCCAGUGGAAAGCUUACUUGAUCUUCAUGAUCACCAACUUUAUCUUCAUUCCAGUCGUCUAUUUCUUCUACCCCGAGACUGGCAAUUUGCGUCUGGAGGACAUUGACCUGAUUUUCUCUCGGGGCGGUGACCCUGUGAAGCAGGCACGACUAAUGGCUGCCGAAAUCAAAACCCAUGGCUAUCUUCAGUCAGAGGAAAUCGGCAAUGAAAAGCACCCUGAAAUUGUCAAGGUGGAGCAUGUUUAA
Penicillium daleae is the source of this 1485-nucleotide messenger RNA. Its product is annotated as general substrate transporter. The coding region runs from base 1 to 1485 and encodes 494 amino acids. Gene Ontology annotation, biological process: transmembrane transport; carbohydrate transport. Gene Ontology annotation, cellular component: membrane. The transcript has 4 exons. The record is from RefSeq and is a predicted model, not a curated record. Gene Ontology annotation, molecular function: carbohydrate:proton symporter activity. Lineage: Eukaryota; Fungi; Ascomycota; Eurotiomycetes; Eurotiales; Aspergillaceae.